AUGCAUCAUCCGAAAUCACGUCCGACGACACUUUGUUUUGGGCUUUGGCCUGUCAAAAUCCAAGACAAUGUCAUUGCUCUUCGCAACUUGGGUAACAACAAUUUUUGCGGUGGACUCACCACCGAAUACAAAACCAACUGUCUCAACGCCGCCUACCCUAAUAUCUGUAAACAGUCAAAGCUGGUGGUGGAAGAGCUUGUUCUUUCAAGGAACAUCUACAAUAUCAAUUUCCGACUCUCCGACUCCAGGAUCUACCACGAGCAGGUCAUAGAAAUGGACACAGCUCUCGCCGUUAACGACAGCCCAAACAGAGACUCCACUAUCAGCCUCAAGUUUGCGGAAAAAGAUUCCAGGACCCGUAGUUGGAAUGGCAGCGUUUCAUUGAAGUUGGGUGUCAAAACAACUCUCCAAGUCAAAUCUGUUCCACUAAUUCUUGACGGAAAGAUCGAAAUUUCGGCUGAGGUUAUGACAGCAUACCAGUGGGGAGAAACUACCACAGUUGAACAUACCAGGGAGGCCAAUUAUGCUGUUGUUGUGCCACCAUUAUCCAAGAUGAAGGUGAGUCUCAUAGCUUCAAGGGCUUCAUGCGAUGUGCCCUUCUCCUACAGUCAGCGUGACAUUCUCACUGAUGGCCGAACCGUUACCAAAACCAUGGAUGAUGGCCUUUUCACUGGGAUUAAUGCCUACAAAUUUGACUACCAAAACCAGGCAUCCUACGAUGGCCAGCCUCUCUCUGUCUCUAGCCCAUGGAGGCUCCCGCGUGCUGCGUACUUUGGGAUUUGUGUGAUUUUGGUGUUUAGUGUGUUGCUGCCUUUGCUGCAUUUGGUGUAA
Molecule: messenger RNA, 831 nt
Organism: Rosa rugosa (rugosa rose)
Lineage: Eukaryota; Viridiplantae; Streptophyta; Magnoliopsida; Rosales; Rosaceae
Exons: 1
Coding region: 1-831 (276 amino acids)
Cellular component (GO): extracellular region
Source: RefSeq, a predicted model, not a curated record